GCUGAAUGCGCCUUCCGAAUUUUAGAGGCAGCUACACCAGACCACAGAUUAUCGUCGCCCCUUGGCGCAUCAAGCCUACAAACCCAGCAUCAUGUCUUUCAAUGGCCCCGUUGACGAAAACUUCCCGACACCUGCCGCAGCAGACAAAUCCACCGUGUCGCAUGUUCAGAAAGGCUUCAAGAUCAGUGCACGCAAGCUUCCCAUUUCGAAGUCAGGACCAAUCGAUGAGAUGUCGAAGAAGCUGGGCAUUCCCGUCCCUGAAAUGAUCUUUGGAGAUAAUAUGGUCUCGAUCGAGCACAUGGCUAGCGGAUGGCGGCUCGAGUUCAAUGCAUUUGAUGCGCUAGACCGGGUCGACAAGACAGACAAGAAUAUGUUGAAGGUUGCAUAUUCACAAGAGUGGUCAAGCAGCAGGGAAAAGACCCACGAGGGUAUCAAGGAGGUCGUAAAGCCGUUCGACUGGUCAUACACAACAGAUUACAAGGGGAAUGUCACGAAAGGAAAACCAUUCGAAGUUGGCCCAGAGCUUAUUCCAAUCGAACUACUCAAGCGUCCAGAUCCGAUACUGUUCUUCGAAGAAGUUGUGCUCUUUGAAAGCGAGCUUGAUGAUAAUGGUAUUUCAAUCUUGUCUUGCAAGUUGCGGGUAAUGCCAGACAGGAUGCUGUUGUUGUGCCGACAAUUCAUGAGACUCGAUAAUGUACUUAUCAGGAUCCGAGAUACCAGGAUCUACGUGGAUUUCAACCAUGGCAAGGUUAUCAGAGACUACACAGAAAGAGAGGAUGGCUUCGACAAGGUGAAGAAGAGCCUGUUGUUUUCCGGCAGACUCCCCGGCGAUCUUACAGUUGCGCUGCGGGAUCCCAAUCAGAUCGUUAACCUGUUACCGGAAGUUAAACAUACGCUAGAGAACUUGGCACUGCCUUGAGACUGGUUUUCUUUCCUUGACGUUGCAUAGCGCUGGAGUUAGCUGCAUUAUUGGCGCUACGUGGGACAUUUAAUGACUGCCUCGGCUUGGCCAUUUCACAGCAUGCUGAGAGCAUCAAGAGAAUCAAAAGCAAUUUCUACUCGAUCUUCUCAAGAGAGUUCAUGGCUCUUCUCGUCACUGUAUAUCGGCUAUUCAUGAAAUAUUCGAUCACCUCGCGACUAAUUAGUUCAUCACUGGAUACACCGCUGACAAGGCACUCGAUUAGGGGAGGGCAGCUUCGCAUUCACUGGACACGUUGAAAAUAUGUUUUGAAGCGCUAACCGAUUGCCAUGUCAAUUUGCACACCG
Molecule: messenger RNA, 1266 nt
Organism: Hyaloscypha bicolor E
Lineage: Eukaryota; Fungi; Ascomycota; Leotiomycetes; Helotiales; Hyaloscyphaceae
Product: TIP41-domain-containing protein
Exons: 3
Coding region: 92-919 (275 amino acids)
Biological process (GO): TOR signaling
Cellular component (GO): cytosol
Source: RefSeq, a predicted model, not a curated record